AUGUUAUCCCCGCCGCCUAAGAGUAAGGCUGCUAGUAUAUGGUCCUUUGAUUCGGGGUACGGCUCAGGCACUUUGGAGGAUGAGGAGGGGUUCCAGGUACGAUCUCAUUCACGGAAUGUUGUGUGUCGCGCAACUUCUAAUGCCGAGCAGUUUGACCAGGCCGGAAGCUCCACGAUCUAUGGAACGUUGCCUACGUCCCGCAACCAGUCCGAUCAGUCAAAUCUUGGCGGACCUGUGAGCCUUGAACUGGGAGACGAAAUUCGCGCGAGAGCAAUCACCAACUCGACUGAGCCUCAGGCUACGGGAAUCGACGUGUUCACGGCGAAAGUUCGCACUAGCGACGAUUCAUUGGUGCCGACGCAGAGUGAUGGUAUCGACUGCCUCCGAUGUCAGCUUUGGAACAUCAUCAACCCCGACGGGAACAUUCAAUGCGACGACUGCACGAGUGAAAGAUUCGAGACGCUUGAGGUUGUACUAGGUACUGCUGCAAUACCAAAGACGACGAAUCUGGCACCUCGACAUACCGCUUUAAAGGUGACUCCGUCGGAAGACUUCUCCCAACCCAAGAGUACCGGGCGAUGCUCUGCAUGCGAGAUCUCGGCACUCAUUCACCCAGGCCAGCCCGUCAAUUGUGCUUCUUGCACUCUGAACACGGGCUUGCUAUCUCCAACUCCGUCAGACCAGCCAUCAAAGGUCAAACGUUCUUGCGCCCGACGGCCACCCACCAAGCUCGAGUCGCAUGCGACGCGAUGUCUGCAAGGAUGGCUGAAAGAACACCGAAACGAUCCGUAUCCAGACACCGAGACCAAGCGUUCACUAGCCGAAACAUGUGGUAUCACUGAGAAGCAGGUUACUACCUGGUUUACUAAUGCGCGAGCGCGAAGAAGGGUCCUGGAUGCGAAAUCGUCUAACCCGGCCUCGGAAGAUGAAGGAGCUCGGAAUACUCGACUUUCUAGCGUAAUAUCCACAGUGCUGCCGCACCGAGAAACCUCAUCAGGCUUCGAGGCACCAUCCGAUCGUCGGUAUUCGGUCACGUCUCAUUACACAGGUGACGACUCCAGCCAUACGAACACAACUACAUCUAGGCGAGGCAAGAAGAAGGAUUAUGGCCAGUCUGUCAACGUACCUACUUCGGUCUCCAAAGCGCAUUCGUUCGCAUCCAAAUCACAACUUCCAUCUACCGAUGAUGUCGAUAGCGAAUCGCAGACGUGGCAGUGCACCUUUUGCUACCAACAUAUCGCGCGUAAAUCCUGGCGCCGCCAUGAGGAAACCCAGCAUCGACCUAAACGAAAGUGGACAUGCUUGCUCACUGGCCCUAGUCUCACCAUAUCGUCUCGUUCAGAUGCGUCUACGUCGUGUGUGUUCUGCAUGGCAGCGAACCCCAGCGACAAGCACUUCGCCGAAUGCCACCGCGUAGCUGAGUGCAUGGCCAAGGACGAAAGCGAAAGAACGUUUCUGCGACCCGAUCACCUGCGUCAGCACGUCAAGAACUUCCACAAAGCGAAAUUAGAUGAGACCACCCGCGAUCUCUGGAGACGAGAGGGCCUAGGUAAUCAUGCCGUGGAGAACUGGGUUUGCGGUUUCUGUGCGAAGGUGCUGAAGACAUGGGAUGAUCGUGAGACGCACGUCGCGAACCAUUUCAAGGAUGGCCUGACGAUGGCGCACUGGAAAAGGAAUGCGCAGCCAAAUGCUGGGAUUGAGGCGAGCAGGAAGAGGCCGACUUCGAGCGAAGGACGGCCGAAUGUGCUCUCGAAGUUGGCACGGACGCUUACUUUCCGAUCAUCGCGUGAGCAGCAUCACUACGAGUCGCAGAGUCAGGCCACUGAUGCUUUCGAUACUGCACUGCCAUUCACCCACGCGCCUGAGUUGGAUGCACCUCUUUUGCCGGAACUUGUCUUCGACGACUUCAUGGCGGGCGUUGGUGACGGCGAUCUCAAUUACAGCGACACGAUUCUUGCUGGCGCGUAUGGGCACGACUUUGCUUCUACUGGACGGCAUGAUUCCGCAUUUCCAGACGAAGAAAAUGCGGGGUUUGACUUUGGCGAUCUGACGGAUGGGUUCGUCAACCAAGAGUUUGGGAAUGGGGAUGCCUUUGGGCUUUGGUAUCAAUAG
Alternaria novae-zelandiae is the source of this 2112-nucleotide messenger RNA. RefSeq lists its product as uncharacterized. The coding region runs from base 1 to 2112 and encodes 703 amino acids. Gene Ontology annotation, biological process: regulation of DNA-templated transcription. NCBI's taxonomy places the organism in Eukaryota, Fungi, Ascomycota, Dothideomycetes, Pleosporales, Pleosporaceae. The record is from RefSeq and is a predicted model, not a curated record. Gene Ontology annotation, molecular function: DNA-binding transcription factor activity, RNA polymerase II-specific; DNA binding. The transcript has a single exon.